Messenger RNA from Lactuca virosa, 2523 nucleotides. The record is from the annotation of a GenBank genome assembly. NCBI's taxonomy places the organism in Eukaryota, Viridiplantae, Streptophyta, Magnoliopsida, Asterales, Asteraceae.
AUGAUGCUUUAUGAGAUGGGGUACACUGAUGUUCUUACCACCGUGACGAAGGUUAAGAAAUCGUGUCUGCCGCCGCAGUGGAAUGGGUUGCUUACUCUUAUAAACAAGGGUUUGGCAGAAAGGGUUGCUGGGUCAGAUGGUACAAGUAAAGGUUUUCUGACCAUUCUCUAUGGUCUCUAUAAUGGCAUUAACCUCGAUUAUGGCUCGAUUAUUUGGUCGCAACUGGUGCAAAGUCUCAACACAUCAACGAGACAUUCCGAGAUUUCUUGUGGUCAUUUCUGGACCAUCGUCACCAGGCGAGCCAUUGAUACUUUACAGAUUCCAGUCAUGAAAGAUGCAUUGGUCUCUUUUGUGGCUGCUUUUCAUAUGAAGAAUAUCAUCUUCUCAGAUGCCACCAAAUUCUCUCAUGUUGGUUCAAUACCUGAGACGAUGUACAGGGGAGUGACAACCGAAAGUACAGUGAUGGUUGACUACCGAAAGCUUCCUCCCAAAGGACCAAGCGAACUGACUCCUGAACAGCAAGCUGCUUUAGAUGCUGUGGAGAAGCCAGCGAAGCGAGGAAAACAGCCAGAUACUAAGAAGGUUGCAACCGAAGGUCCUUCGUCUAAGCCUGUCAAGUCUAAAAAGCGAAUGGCUGAAAAGGCUGAUUCUUCAGCUCCAAAGAAAGUUAAGAAGAUGGCAAGGAAAUCCAAAAGUCCUUCUCCUUCAGGUUCAGAACAUGAUGAGGAGCGAUCGGCAGAUGAGGAAGAAGAAGUUCAGCAUCAUGGUUCACCAAGAGGUAAUACACCUCCUCGUUCUCCAACUCCUACUGAACAACUUCAUGACAAGAUUCCAACACCUCCUCCAUCUCCACCGAAAUCUAUUAUUCCAGUUUCGGUUGCUCCAAUUCCACCACCUUCUACAUCUCAAACCACCACUUCUGUACCACCACCACCACCACUAGUUAGUACCGUACCAAUCUCUACAACUUCUUUACCUCCUCCCAUAUUUUCACAAACAACUACCACAACUCUACCUACCACCACAACAACCGAACCUCCAGUAAACGUCAACGUAUCUGAUACGGGGGCCAAUACUAAAACCGAACCUCCUGUUACAUCCAAACCUCUUUCACCCUCACCUUCCACUGAUUCUGGUAAUACUCUCGGUGGUGACAAUGUUGAGUUUGACUCGACUUAUUACGGUCCUUAUCGACUUCCCACUGAUGAAGAUGAAGAGGCUCCUAUCACCAGACAACAAGUGCAGAGUCUAGAUGCCAAGCUUGAUCAAUUGCUCGCCUCUACUAGGAGAUACAACGAUGUUGUGCUCAAGGCUUUUCUGGACACCGCUUUUGAGCAGUAUACAGGAGCUAUUGACAAAUCAACACAGGCGGUUGAAGCAUCAACAUCUUCUUGUCAAAAGGCUACAACUGAAGUUACAGAACUUAUUCACAGUUCCAAGAUUUUUCUUGAAUCCCUUAAGGGUCAUGCUGAUUCAAAUGCUGCUAAAGUGAAUGCUUCAGUUGACUCUUUAUCAAAAUCACUUCAAGCGGAGCAAGAAAAAUUCGAGAAUGUUCGUUCUUCAAUUCAAGCUGAGAACGCUUCUCUUAUUAGCUCAAUGAAUUCUCGCCUUGAAACACUCCAUGCUGAUUUAUCAAAGGAGAGCGCCUUAAGGGAGGAUCUUGCACGCCAAACCUCUACCAUUGAAGUCCAGAAGGUUCAAUUGGCUCAAGCUGAAAGGGAGAUUUCAUUGUUAAAAACUGAGCGUGCUGUUUUCCGGAGUUGUGCUGGGGAUGUUCAGAAUAUGCUAAACAAUGUUCUUAGUGCUCAUGAUCCGAUUCUUACUCCGACCAUCCGAAAUCAUCUGACUUCCAAGCUUCUUCCUGCCCUUGCACUUUUACAUGAAAUGAAGGGUGUUUCGGAGCGGUUCGUACCUCCAAAACAAGGGGGAGAAGGUGCACAUACAACUCAAACGAAGGUCACUGUCAAAACAGAACCGAAGGGUAAUGAAGCUUCGGGUUCUGAUAAUCAAAAUAAGAAGAAGGGAUUUGCUGAUGAUAGUGAUGAAGAAGAAACAAUUGCUGAGGCCCUGAAACGAAAGAAAAGGGAUAAGGAGUUGGAUAAAACUCUUCGUGUUGCAAAGGAAGCUGAAGAGAGGGAGCGAAAGAACAAGGAAAGGCAAGACGCCUUAAUUUGCAAAAAGGCCUUGUUUCCUCCUUGGACCAGGGAGAUGCUCAUCAAAGAAGCGAUAGAGUUUCCAAGCAUUUACUGGCUGGAACCUGUGGCUUCAUUUGAUUGUGAGAAUACGAGGGACUCACAGUUUGAUAUGCCUAUAACACGAAAGGCAUUUACUUUUCACUGCUUUGAUUCAACUGUUCAAGUUCCCUCACCUCACCCUCAAGUUGAUCGUACUCUUAUCGAUUUUUAUCUCAAGUUCGGUCAGCCUCAGUACCUGACUUGGAGUGCACAGAAGAUUAUAACUGUCAAGGUGCUGAAACCAUCGCCUGCAGGGAAGUUUGUCAAUGUUAAUUUCAAGAUAACCUGA